This is a messenger RNA of Vicia faba (fava bean), 942 nucleotides long. Lineage: Eukaryota; Viridiplantae; Streptophyta; Magnoliopsida; Fabales; Fabaceae. The record is from the annotation of a GenBank genome assembly.
AUGAGUUCUUUAGAGGAUGAUGGUGGAGAUAACUCUAAUACACGAUACAGGAGAAGUAAUGAACCUGCCUUUGGAAGAGCGCAUGGAGGCAAUUCCUGGAGGGCAGCUCCAAACUGGACUUCACAUGUACCAAAUGGAUUUGUUCCCUUCCCACCUGGGCCAGGUCAUGGAGCUUUUCAAACAAUGAUGCCACAGUUUUCAUCUCAACCUCUCUUUGGCGUUAGGGCUCCAUUGGAUGUUAACCAUGCUGGUAUUCCCUACCAUAUUGCUGAUGCUGACAGGUUUCCAGGUCACUUGCGCCCACUUGGGUGGCCAAAUAUGAUGGAUGGUACAGGUCCUGCUCAUCUGCAUGGAUGGGAUAACAACAAUAAUGGGAUUUCCAGAGAUGAUCCUCAUAUGUAUGGUGGUUCUGAUUGGGAUAGAAGCAGGCACCCAACAAAUAGCCAUGGAUGGGAGUCUGGUUCUGAGAAUUGGAAAGAACAGAAUAGCGAUUCAAAGAAAGACUUGCCUUCACCAGCCUGCAAAGAUGAAUCGGUUCCUGCUGUUGACAAUGGUGUGCCUCACCAGACCACUCGGGCUCAGGAAGAACACAAACAUGAUGAAUCUCAUGAAAAAUCUCCUGAAACAAAGUUGUCCAGUGUCAGUUCUCCAAAAAAAGUACCUUUGAACUCCUUGACCACAACUGAUUUUGAAAAGGUGCCUGAUACUUUGAUACCUGAAGACAAUUCUUCUCUUUUUACCCGUUUCUACCUUUUCAAACUUGACAUUUCAGAAGACCUAGUACUGCCAGAGUUGUAUGACCAGUGUGUAUGUGCUCUGAAUGUUGGCAAGAAAGCAUCCAAGGAUGUUGUUGCUAGUACUGAACUAUCCUUGAAGAAUGGUUCAAGGACACAGCAGCAUGCGCCGCCCCAAGGUGUGGUGUGUUUGUUUUUUUUAGUUUAA